Messenger RNA from Zootoca vivipara (common lizard), 8185 nucleotides. It is a transcript of the gene CIMIP4, whose product is annotated as ciliary microtubule inner protein 4. Lineage: Eukaryota; Metazoa; Chordata; Lepidosauria; Squamata; Lacertidae. The record is from RefSeq and is a predicted model, not a curated record.
CGAGUGCAGAAUAUAGGAAUACAAAGCUAGCUUGCCUCACCCUAAUACCCACCAUUAAGGGUCACAGACCCCCACCAGCAAGCUUCACCCAGGCACACUUGGCUGUUGCAGUUCACUAUCCUUCAUCUGAAUGGGGGCAGUUAGACCCAGGUCAAAGACCAGUUUUUAUACUAUAAGAAGGGUAGGUUUUGCACAGAAGCGGUGAUUUUGCUUCAGCCAAUUAGGGCCUAGGUACAUAUUUUGCCAGCACUAGAGAGUGUACGUGCUGGAAGACAAUGCAGCUGCUCAGUGGCUUUCUACACAGACCUUGAUGCAAUCUUGCAUCAGACAUACAAAUGGCAAGAUGGACUAAUUAAACAGGACUCCCCCCCCCCUCAAUGAAGAUUGCACUGAGAAUCCCAUGGGAAAAGACUUUUUUAAAAAAAGAAGCCAAUGAAACGGGGAUUUCUUAACCCACACACGCUAUUCCUACUGAAUUCAACAGUUGGCCUUGCCGGCAAGCACAGUGCAUAGGAUUGCAUAUGUGCACUGCCACAUUUCAAGAGCUACAAUAGCCUUUCAUCAUAUAUGUGAGGCAGAGAGCUGUAAUUGGGUGCAGUUUUUCAGCAUGUGUACAUGCAGUGCAAUGAAUAUGUGCUAACCCCUUCAGAUAUGAAAGCACGCGUCUCAGUUAUAUAAAGUUCGCCAUAGCCCAAUCUAUUCAAGAUUUAUCAAAUGUCAGGCUAUUUCUGAUAUUCUACUGUGUGAGUACUGUAGCUUAUGUAGCCGGAAUGGCACAAUUCUGACACCAUGCAUACACACUCGAGAGGUGGGCAGGUGUGGAGGAUUCCCUGGUUCUGAACGGGGUAACUGUGCCCCUGAAAGACCAGGUGCGCAGCCUGGGAGUCAUUUUGGACUCACAGCUGUCCAUGGAGGCGCAGGUCAAUUCUGUGUCCAGGGCAGCUGUCUAUCAGCUCCAUCUGGUACGCAGGCUGAGACCCUCCCUGCCUGCGGACUGUCUCACAAGAGUGGUGCAUGCUCUGGUUAUCUCCUGCUUGGACUACUGCAAUGCGCUCUGCGUGGGGCUACCCUUGAAGGUGACUCGGAAACUACAACUAAUCCAGAAUGCGGCAGCUAGACAGGUGACUGGGAGCGGCCGCCGAGACCACAUAACACCGGUCUUGAAAGAUCUACAUUGGCUCCCAGUACGUUUCCGAGCACAAUUCAAAGUGUUGGUGCUUACCUUUAAAGCCCUAAAUGGCCUCGGUCCAGUAUACCUGAAGGAGCGUCUCCACCUCCAUCAUUCUGCCCGGACACUGAGGUCCAGCACCGAGGGCCUUCUGGCGGUUCCCUCGUUGCGAGAUGCCAAGUUGCAGGGAACUAGGCAGAGGGACUUCUCGGUGGUGGCGCCUGCCCUGUGGAACGCCCUCCCAACAGAUGUCAAAGAGGAAAACAACUACUAGACUUUUAGAAGACAUCUGAAGGCAGCCCUGUUCAGGGAGGCUUUUAAUGUUUAAUAGAUUGUUGUGUUUUAAUUUUCUGUUGGAAGCCGCCCAGAGUGGCUGGGGAAACCCAGCCAGAUGGGCGGGGUAUAAAUAAUAAAUUAUUAUUAUUAUUAUUAUUAUUAUUAUUAUUAUUAUUAUUAUUAUUAUUAUUAUUAUUUAGUACCAGAAUGCUUGAAGGAACUCUUCAAAACAGCCCAGUGAAGACCAGAUUUGGAACUGUAUUUGACUUCCAUACAGGGGCGCAGGAAGGGAGGGGCGAUGGGGCGCUCUGCCCCGGGCAGUGCGAUCCCAAGGGCACCAUGGCGGCUGUCCCUCCGCCUGCGCUGGGCGCCCCGCCCCCAGAAUGUGUGUCACGCCCCUACAGGCAGUGCGCCAUGCCCCCAGAAUGCGCACCACACCCCUACGGGCAGCGCGCCACACUCCCAGAACGCAUGCCAGCCCCACCGCGCCUGCUCUCCCCCCCCCCCAGUGCCGGAGAAUGAAGCUCCACCAGUGCUUCCAUAUAGUGUGUUUGAGAUUGGGGGCAAGCCCCAUGUGACUGAAUCUUCUAAUGCUUUCCAUUUAAAGCAUCCAUCAGAGAUAGGUGAAUUGGAUCAGGGCAGCAGGGCCAGGGGAUAUAACCUGAAUGAAAAGCACCCCUCCCCUAAAAACUGGUGUAAGCCUCGUUGCAGAAUAAAGGCAGGCUCAAUAGCUGUACAUGUUUCGUCCUUAGGGAAUCUCAUGGCAGCUUCAGAAGCAGGGGACAAUUUCAAGUGGGGAGAAGGUUAAGUCUCUCCCAAACACCACUGCUCUAAUGCAAUCUGGCAUGGCUGCUUCACACACACACACACACACACACACACACACACACACACACACACACACACACACAGUCAUGAGAGCCAUUGCAUCUGGAUUUGUCCUGAGCAGCUAAUCGAGGUGCAUGAAAUAACUUGCAUCCCUUGGAAAGUCAGGCCAAAUUUAUCUCCUAAAAGUUAUCAUUUCAUGGCAAGGGCUAAGAAACUGUGGCGCAGACCCACUUAGUAAGUUAAGGCAUUGAAGAUAACUCUCAGCUGGUCCCUGUGUUUACUUGGUUCCCAUGACAACUACAGCUCACAGAUGGGGAUGGUUUCUUAGCAACUGUCCUUGGCGACUUCUCAUAGUUCCACCUCUUUGUCGACACUUCUAGACUUGGCAAGGAUCUGCUUGAUUCACCAGAACUACUUUGGCACCUCAGUUGAGAUCAUGGAAGAGGUGAGGCACACGUUUAUGAGGAGGACUUAACUUCUGGGCACCCUCAGAGACAACAAUCACCCCUCCUAGGCAGGCAGGCAGGGAGGCACACACUAUUCAGAUGCCCUAUGACCUACACAAAGAGUCUUGGGUAUUUAAGCACCGGUCAGUGCAGUGAGCCUUGCUGUUUUCUUGAUACCAGUCCAGGCCACAUGUGGCAGGCAUGUGAGGCUAUCCUUGGCCACUUCUGGCAACUGAUUUGGAGCCAUAUCUGGUUGGCCACACUGGGACAUGCCUGGCACAUAUAUAGCUCAUUCAUUCUAAUAGUUGUGCUGUUCCCAGCCAGAGGUUUUGUGAAACUGGCCAGGCAAUAUCUCCAGCCUCAGGAGCCUAGUGGCUUGCUACGGUGCCAGAAGGAGCUCGAGGAGGUUAGCCCCUUGCUCCAGUGCCAACCGGAGCCAAAGAUGGCUAGUCCCUUGCUCCAUUACAUACACGAGCCUGAGGAGGUUAGCCCUGUGCUACGAUACCUACAGCAUCCUGAAGAGUUUGCUGCCUUGCACCACCAACUUCCACAGUUUGAGGAAAAGGUUGAUCCCUCAGUCCACCAGUCGAAAGAAGUUAGCCCUGUACUCCAGUAUCUACAACAGCUGGAGGAGAUUGGUACUAACCUGCUCCAACGGGACAGCAGCCUCAUGUCUUCCUGCCCAAGAAAUGCCAGCAAAAUGGAGGAUGUGACUCAGGUGCCCAUGGACACGACGGCCUUCCCAAUUCCUGCCGCCGCAUACCAUGAAUCCAGAAUGGCCAGUGGUCCAACAGUAGUGCCUGGAUAUGGAAACAAGGAACAGGCCACCUACAACUUGACUGGGGAACAGUCCAACAGCAAAAGACCCCCCUCAAGGUGUUCCAGCAGGACCUCCUCAAUAAACUCCAAGAACCCCGAGAACAGAACAGCUAUGGGUGAACCCCCAGUCCUGCCUGAGGCAUCACCAUCCGCACAGCCUAUCCAAACCAGAAACCACAGCAAACAGUCCCUCAGGUCUAAAACUCCCUCUGCCCUCUGCAUUAACAUGGCUGCAGGGAGGAAAGACAGUCUGGACAGUACCAUUUCCAAGGGAACAGGAAAUCAUCACCCAAAGGGGAAACCUGGAGGUUCCAGGCUGUCGGCUAAGUCUAGCCAAGAAGAAAUGGAAGAUGGCCACGGUAAUUCAGAUGAACUAACGGGGAGGCAAUACCGGCCUAUAGUGACCCGACCACAUGGAUCUCCCCGAAAGAGCGGAAAGGGCAGCUGUGAAGAUAUGAAGGAAGCCCAGGAUGUCAUGACUGCCAAAGAGCCAUUAGCAUCAAGUGGGCAAGAUGUCAAAGCAGAGGGGAAGGCCCUCCAGGAGAAGAAAAACAGCCCAAUAAUACCUCCUAAUAUCAAGGCCAAGUUUGGCACAGCUAUGGUGGAGAAGCUGGUUUCCGAGGAGCAGGCACGUCGUGCUCUCUGUGAGGCUGGGCUGAUCCAGGGGCAGAAGCGCCUCAGUGACUGGCCAUAUAAGACACUAGAGAAUCCUAUGGCAUCAUCACCUUAUGCUGAUUAUUAUGAACUAGGAUACAACUUGAGGUCCAACAUUUUCCAAGGAGGACCAUUGGAAAGCAGAAGCCUGAUGAAGGAUUCCUAUACCCCAGAUGUACUAAAGAGGGCAGUUCGGGACCCCAAACAUUGGCAUGGAAGAAAAACCGAUGAACUGGGGAGGUGGUUCCAGAAAAAUGCGCUAAACCUUAACCUUCAAAAAGCUUUGGAACAAAAAUAUGGGGACAAGAACAAAGGCGGCAAAUCUUAAGAAGGCAUAGAAGAGGGAUGAAGACCUUCUGGAAAAAUAUCUGGCUCUCCCUAGCAGUGGAAUAAACCUCCAUCUAGCCUCCAUCUUUGAUGUGCUCUGUAUAUGGAUAAAGCAACAAGUUGGGUUAUCUGACUUGCUGGGAAUAGUAAGCCUGGCCUGAUUCUGUAUCUUCAGUAGUCACUUGAAAUGAGCAGGUGCAGCUUUUCAAAGAAUGGAACAAAGCCCGAUCCCCCAUUAAUUCCCAACAUCUCCAUAGGGUGCUGGGAAAAGACCUGAAACACUGUAGAACUGCCACCACCGAUUAGUGUUGAGUCUACACUGCAAACAAUACUAAGCUAAAUGGACCAAUUGUCCAGCUAGGUAUGAGGCAGCUUCCUAUGGGUCCAUUUCAAACAAUGGCAACCAUAAAUUAGGAAAGUGAAUAGAGUUUUGCAGAAAAUACAGUAAGGAGGGAUAUGGAAUAGCUUACUGUGUAUAGUGGGGAGGGCUACCAGAGAAGUAUUGGUGCAAGGAGACAGAAUAAGUAUGAAAAUGUCUCCUUCCCCUGUUCUGCAGAUAAAAUGUACUAAGCCAAUUGCAUUCCUACAGUCAUAUAACUUUUACCACAUCCAUCUAUCAGCUGUGAAACACUUGUGUCUCUCUCUACCCUAAAAUUUGUGAGCAAUGCUAUCAUGUUCUGUGGGGCAUUGCUGAGGUCUUUGGGUCCCUCAUCCAUCAGCUUGAAUGAAUGAAGAGUGACCUAAGGACCUUACCAGUGCUUCUCUGGGCUAGCAGGAUGCAGGGGAAGUUUUAUGAGCAACCAUGCAUAACUCCUGAUGAGUCUGGGCGCUACAGAAUCCAAUUCAACAAACAUGCCAUUAAGCCAAUGACUAAGCUGUCUUUCUUGGACUAGUCAGCUCAAGAAUUAUACUUCAGAAGGACGACAGGUUUUCAUAAUACUGGAAGCAAGCUUGUAAGGCUUCCAUUUCCUUGCAGAUAUCCUGCUUCCUAGUACUCUUACAGAGUAAACAAAACACACACACACACACACACACACACACACGGUGAGGAACACAGAGCAGAGCAUCAGCUGCUUCACCAAGAGAAUCAGGACUGUCAGCAAACUUUGCCAAACCUGGACUUUUUACUCAGAUUUAUAGAGUCUGACUCCCCGGCCCUGGAUCCCCUUUAAAGUUGAAGAACCCAGGCUGGACUUCCUAGUUUGUGUAGAUUGUGGCUGCUGUUCUAGGACAAUAAACCUGAGAUAAUCAUUGCACCUUGUUUGUUUAAACAAACCUCUCUAGCAAUGAUUAACAUCAAUGGAUAAUCUUGGCGUAAGGAUGUGCUUUGUGGACUGCAACCUCAUUCACAUGUAAAAUGUUGGUAUUUCAAGUAUCUCUAGAUUCUCAGGGUGAUUGCUUAUUAUAGCAUUGUGGUGGAAGUAGCCCAGGUCAAGCUUUUCCAGUUGAAAAAAGAACACAGAGCUCCUGCACCUUUAAUAGGUGUAUAGAAAAGGGAAUUUAGACCAGUGUUUCUCAACCUUUUUUGGGCCACGGCACACUUGUUCUGUGAAAAAAAUCACGAGGCACACCACCAUUAAAAAAGUUAAAAAAUUUAACUCUGUGCCGCCCUAUAUUAUAAUUAUGACUGUAAGAAACACUUGCCAAAUAUUGCUUUCCGGUGGGUUAGCGUUGUGUAUUGGCGGCCGCCAGGCUCGUCUGCACUGAGCUUUGGGAAAGAGGAGGAGAAAUAUUGCUUUCCGGUGGGUUAGUGUUGUGUAUUGGCGGCCGCCAGGCACGUGACAAUGCAAAUCGCCCUUCUCGUCGCCGCACGUCGCGGCACACCAGCCAGCGUCUCGCGGCACACUAGUGUGCCGCGGAACAGUGGUUGAGAAACGCUGAUUUAGACCACCUUAUCAUGCCAGUUGCAGCAUUACAUGGCGAACAUUAAGGAGUCAUUUGGCCACCAGCGUGAGUUGUCUGAAAUGGCAGCUACUGACCAAGGUUGUUGAUUCUAGGUCAAGUAAUACCUUCUAGAUAAUAAACCAGCUGUGUCACCUCCCUCUUCUGAAUAACUAUCCUGAAGAGUAAAAUAUGUUAGGUUGCAGCCUGUGCAGUCAAAUAUGUUAUGGACCCAAGUUGUAAUGGUGAAGUUAUGUUCAUUAUAAGUCUGGCUGUCAUGGAAUGAGGCACAUAUGUGAUUUGAACAGUGUCCAAUGGUUCUUAGCCAGCUUGGCUAUUUGCAUAUUUUCACAGUGCUGGACUCCAGGGUCCAUCACCCCCAGCUAGCAUGGCCAAUGAUCCAUAGCUGCCAAGUUUUCACUUUUCUCGCGAGGAAGCCUAUUCAGCAUAAGGGAAAAUCCCUGUAAAAAAGGGAUAACUUGGCAGCUAUGCAAUGAUCAGGGUGAUGGGACUUGUAAUCCAACAGCAUCUGGUGGGGGGGGCAGGGCGACAGGUUUACAAGCCCUGAUUUAGAGCUUUCCAGUUAUGGCUCAGCCAAGUCAUUUGAUCCCAUGAGGCUGAGUGCAGCAUGCAAACUAAAGCUUUAGGAGGCCAUGGCAUUAGGAGAACAAGCUCAGUGCUGACAUCAGGAAAUAGCUGUGGGAACUGGUGGGCUACUUCCUGUGGCUUGCCAGGCGGGUCUGGCCUGCAAAGAAGGGGGAGGAGGAGGAGGAUUUGAUAUCCCGUCUUUCACUCCCCUUAAGGAGUCUCAAAGCGGCUAACAAUCUCCUUUCCCUUCCUCCCCCACAACAAACACUCUGGGAGGUGAGUGAGGCUGAGAGACUUCAGAGAAGUGUGAAUAGCCCAAGGUCACCCAGCAGCUGCAUGUGGAGGAGCAGGGAAGCGAACCUGGUUUACCAGAUUAUGAGUCCACCGCUCUUAACCACUACACCAUGCUGUCUCUCGCUGACCUCCACACUAUACAGAGUUGUUGUUGUUGUUGUUGUUGUUGUUGUUGUUACCAUAUCUACAGAAUAUUCAGAUGAGCAAAUAAAUGAGCAGCCAUGUCUGCAUUCACAGCACCAAUAUGACUUUUGCCAGUAGAUGAAGCUGGUCAAUAAAUAAUUUCCGUUCAUCAGAAGGUACAGAUGUUUAUCAUUAUGUGAUUUUCAUAUCCUUGGCUUCAGAAAAUGACCUAGCCCAAGUGAAGCAUGUUUAAGUCUAUUCAAUAUGUGUUUUAAGUGCUUAACUAUGGUGGGCACAUGACCUUCUUUUCAAAUUGCAAUCUGUUUUGAAAAAUAUUACAAGCAAAUAUUUUUUUGCUUUCCCCAAAUGUUCACGUAAAUAUGAUUAAUUAGUGAUCAUUUAAUUACUUAAUAGCUUAAUCCCAUAUUCCAUCAUUUAAUAGCUGAUAUAGCUGGGUAAGUAAAUGUUUGGUUUAAUGUUUAUCUAAGCAUUCCAUGUUUCACACACACACACACACACAUAAAUAUAUAUAUGGGCAAUGUAUGUCUGAACAUAUUUAGAUUUGUAAAUACUUUAAAGAAAAUUGAAGCCCUCAAGUGAAAGACAUCGACAUUUCCCCCAGAAAAGUUGAGAUAAAGUAAUGGGAUGCAACACAUCUUAUAGGUGUGUCCCCCAACUUAAGAAGUUUGGGGCACAAAUAAUAAAAGAAGCAGAAAUAAUAACAUGGUCGAUCUUACCAAAGGACCUUUUAAUUGUUCUGUUUGGUAACACUGAGGGUUAG